This is a messenger RNA of Saprolegnia diclina VS20, 2558 nucleotides long. RefSeq lists its product as hypothetical. NCBI's taxonomy places the organism in Eukaryota, Oomycota, Saprolegniomycetes, Saprolegniales, Saprolegniaceae. The transcript is spliced from 17 exons. The coding region runs from base 172 to 2370 and encodes 732 amino acids. Gene Ontology annotation, cellular component: cytosol. The record is from RefSeq and is a predicted model, not a curated record.
CGACCCCAAGCUACGAGGGCGUCCAGGCUCAUGCACACAGUGUUCUGGGUCGCGAUUCCAUCGAGUCCUAGAAGCAGGAACGUUGGAGCUGUGGAUUGAGUCCUUUUUCCGUACACAGAAAGUUACGGCAUACAAAAGCAUAGAGUGUGGAUCUUUGCGAAGCGACGUGAGAUGGCGUCGACCAAGUCGCGGACAGGCCGCAAGGUGCUCGACACCAAGACGGGCAAGAUCGUGGAAGAGGUGAAGGAAGACUCGAUCCGCCUCCGUGUCUUUGAUCCAGAGAAUACAAGUGUCGCCACCAACCCGUACCGCGGCAUUACCCGUGCCAACCUCCGCUUAAAGGUCGUCAACCGCCUCUUUCACUGCAAUGCGUACUAUGCGCGGGACCCAUUUGGCAUGGUGCUCUGGCCGCGCGAAUGGCAGCUCAAAAUGAUGCCCGCGACGCCCACCGAGUCGUGGUGCUACGACAUCGUCGAGAGCGACGAGCCGCUGCCGUUGGACGAGGCAAUGGAUCCGCGCUACGAAGGAUACACGGUGAUUAAAGUGGCCAACGUCCCAAAAGAGUGCACCGAGAUGGACUUGCGACAUUGGCUUCUCCACGGUCUCCUCAUGGACUAUGACCAAAUCAACGACGCGAAAUUCAAGCUCUCGGUGCUGGCGAAGAAGAAGGACCUCCUCCUCGACCGUCUCGAGACCGUCGGUACCAUGGAAGUGAGCGGAAAGAAAGCCGAGCAGAUUGACACGCGGCAGCAAGUCACGCGGGCCAUCAAUUCGCAACAAAAGACUUUGGACAACCAAAUUCAAACCACGAAAGACUGCAUCAAACGCUGGACGCGGCUCUUUCUGAGCGAACCGAUCACGCUGAGCUACCUCAAGGACGGCACUGAGCACCGCUUUGUCGACGCGGCCAAAGAGAACGACAAGGAAAAAUACCACUGGUUUGCCGAUUUUAGGAGUUUGCGCGGCCAAGAUCUGGCGCUCAUGGCCAUCAACAAACGUGACUGGGGUGACCUCCGCUUGGCCAAGACGCGGCCUGUACCGUCUGUCUCGUGCGAAGAAUUCGACGACCCGUCGCUCGAAGUCAACAUGCGCAUGGUGCGCAUCUCCCGCAUCAAGCACGGUCCUGGCGAUUACUAUGUCACGGACGACCUGCCGACCGACGACGAUUUCCACUUUAGCUCGAUCGACGCCAUGUACCGUGGCACUUGGGUCGACGGCACAAAGCAUGACCCCAAGGCCAUCGAGUACACCAACUAUGGCGUCUACAAGGGCAGCUACGAGUACAACGUCCGACGCGGCUACGGGGUCAUGGUCUAUGGCCGCGGCGACGAGUAUGCGGGCGACUUUGACGUCCCCCGGUCCAAGUACGAGCUACGACCCAAGCCCGAGCCGUACCCCAAGCCCGUGCUCCCAACACAAUUCCAGAUCGGUGUGCCCCACGGUACGGGGACCAUCAAGUUUGCAGACGGCGCCACGUACGACGGCGAGAUGGAGAAUGGUCAGGUCACGGGCCGCGGGCGCUACGUCUCUUCCGCCGGUGUGGUUGAAGAAGGCAUCUUCCUCGAAGGGCUUUUACACGGCCCGGGGUACCGCAAGGAACCCAAUGGCUUGUGCGAAGAAGGUGUGUUUGAGCACGGUGUAUUGAACGGGCUUGGCACGCAGACCAACCAGUACAACGACGUCUAUCGCGGCUCGUUUCGAGACGGCGCCAAGUGUGGCCGCGGCGUUCUUGAAGGCCACGACGGAAGUACAUUGACAGCGUUUUGGUACAAUGACCUGCCGUCGGGGCGUGGUGACCUCGCGUACAACCAGACGCUGCCCUCAGAUCCAGAGACGCACGUUCGGUUUCUCUACGAAGGGUCGUUUAGUCAAGGCAAGGUCAAGGGCCGACACCGGCACAUCGACGUCGACCAUGCAACGAUCGGGCACAUUCCGUUCACAACGUAUGGCAAGAGCCCGGUGCAUUUGGCCUACCCCAUGGCAUUGGGCAGUGCGCUCUACAAGCAGCAGUGGCGUCGACACAAGAACCUCCGUCGGCGCGCCGACCGCGAAGAUACGUACAAGGACGACCAAGAGCGUGCGAAUCUCAAACUGUACUACGAGCUGCUCGACGACUUUUACGAAGCGUGGGCCGAUCACAUUCGAGCGCUGAGCCACCCGGACGCACCGAUGACCGAAGAGCAGCUCUUGCGGCAGCGCCAAGAACGGCUGCGGAUUGGCAAACCAAAAAAGACUCUGGCGCACUUUCCGUCGUAUCUCCAGCGGGUGCCACUGCGAUUCAAGGAUGCCAUUACGCUUGGGCUCUUGGCCCAUGAAAAUGCCGAGGAAGAGACGCGCAUGCGCCGACGCCUCGUCGUUGCAUCCGAGUAGCCCCCAAGCUGCUGUUUAAGCUCAAGACGCAGACCAUAUAUCAAAACCUUCUUGCUGCACCAUCGCUCGAGACUUUGCCGAGAAGGACCACUGCCGACGCAUGGUGUUGCGUCUUGAAGCUGGUGCUUUAGUUCUUUGAUGGCUAUGUAAUCGGAAUACGACAUCUGGAAACCAAAUCUGCUACCAAA